Anastrepha ludens (Mexican fruit fly) is the source of this 1195-nucleotide messenger RNA. Its product is annotated as transcription factor Adf-1-like. Gene Ontology annotation, cellular component: nucleus; transcription regulator complex. Gene Ontology annotation, biological process: regulation of transcription by RNA polymerase II. Bases 246 to 1085 code for a protein of 279 amino acids. Lineage: Eukaryota; Metazoa; Arthropoda; Insecta; Diptera; Tephritidae. The transcript is spliced from 3 exons. The record is from RefSeq and is a predicted model, not a curated record.
CGCAGAUUUCUAUGUUUACGGUGGCGUUACUUUGGUGAGUUUUCGUUAAAGUGGCAUUUUCAUAAGAUUUUUGUGUCAACAAGUUUAUGUAGUCACUAACUGCACCAUAACUAAGACUUAAUUCAAAGGAUUAUUUUUUUAAGUGUUUUCAAUUUCAACGAUUUAUUGCUACACUUUGUUUCACGUUUGCUUCGCGUUACUUCAUUUGACUGAUUUUGUUUUUAAGUAAAUAUACAUAAAUAUUUAUGAACAUGGAUGAUACGGCGCUUAUACGAAUGGUGAAAAGUAAUGAACACCUGUACAAUAAAUAUAAUAAAUAUUAUAAAUCUGUUGAAAAGAAAAAGGCCACUUGGCAACGGAUAGCUCGUGAGCUUGGGAUUAAUGAAACGAUUUGUAUACGCCGUUGGACAUGUAUGCGUGAACGAUACUCGAAGGAAAGCCGCCGUUUGACUGCUCUUGUCAAUAAUGGAAUGACAACAUCACACAUAUGGCCACUAUUCGAGGAAAUGGAGUUUUUAAAACCAUUUGUAAUCCCGCGAAAUCGGUCUUUUAUGGGAAACUCGUCCUUUUCAGUGAAAGUUAAAGAACAGCCUGAUUCGUUUAUUACAGAUCAAGAGGAUGUUACGGAAUAUGAACAAAUUACGGAGCCAUUUCAGUUCAAAGAUUCAGCAUCACAUGCGUCUGAGCAAGAGACUGAGCGCGAAGAAAUGGAUGCAUUCCUGCCAACAGACACAUUAUCAUCAUCUACACCGCAUCCUAAAAGACCGAACUCGGCUCAAAUAGACGAGCCAAAGGUUUUCCAUAUAUCUGCGACAAAGUCGAUAAAUCAACAUACAAGUAAUAGAAACCAUGACCAACCGCAACACCAUGAAUGUGCAGUUGAAAAGAAACUAAAUACUGCUUUAAAAAUGUUUGAGGAAGUAUGUAAUGGAACAAAAGCACGCCACCGAAAUCCUGCAGUGCAUGGUUUCGGUGAAAUGAUUGUCGAAACAAUUUGUGGGAUGAGCGAACGAAAGCAGACAAUAGCCAUGCAAAAGGUAACCGAAUUGGUGAUGAACUUAAAAAUGGAGCCGGAAAGCAUGUAGAGAAAAAGUUAUUGGAGAUUGUUUUAUUUUUUUAUUUAAUUUAAUUAUGUAUAUAUAAGUUUAUAAUAUUAAAUGAUGGAGUCUAGUAAAAAUAUAAUACAUUGUAUGUA